GCCGCCCGGUCUGGCCCCCGCCCUGUCCAGACCCCCGGCCUGGCCCACUCAACCUUGCCCCGCCGAGCGGUCCGCCGGGUACGCGGGCGGCCUCCGGAGCAGCCCAAGCCGAUGAGGGCCGCGCGCCCUGCGGCCGGCGCUGACGAGACGGAGCUCCCGGCCCUCGAGGAGGAGCGGAGGAUCAAUGCGGUUCAAGAAUCGAUUCCAGCGGUUCAUGAACCACCGGGCCCCAGCCAAUGGCCGCUACAAACCAACCUGUUACGAACAUGCUGCUAACUGUUACACACAUGCAGUGAGUGACGUCUUCAAAAAAAAGUUUAGUAGUGGUACUCAUACUCAUACGACGGACAUUGAAAUUUGUGUCCAUGUCGAGUAUAAACUGGUACAGAAAGCAAAAUUCUCUUUUCCCCCCACUAGGACAGUGGAGCAUUGUUUUCACAUGUGUGAUAGAAUGGUUAUUUAUUUCUUCAUUGCUGCUUCUUAUGCUCCAUGGUUAAAUCUCCGUGAACUUGGACCCCUGGCAUCUCAUAUGCGUUGGUUUAUCUGGCUCAUGGCAGCUGGAGGAACCAUUUAUGUAUUUCUCUACCAUGAAAAGUAUAAGGUGGUUGAGCUCUUUUUCUAUCUCACAAUGGGGUUUUCUCCAGCUUUGGUGGUGACAUCAAUGAAUAACACUGAUGGACUUCAUGAACUUGCCUGUGGGGGCUUAAUUUAUUGCCUGGGAGUUGUGUUCUUCAAGAGUGAUGGCAUCAUUCCCUUUGCCCAUGCCAUCUGGCAUCUGUUUGUGGCCACGGCAGCUGCAGUGCAUUACUAUGCCAUUUGGAAAUACCUUUAUCGAAGUCCUACAGACUUUAUGCGGCAUUUAUGACCAAUCUGGACUAGGUCUCGAAACCAGUAUUAUUGCAAUUAUGGCACUUGGGAGUGGGGUAAGAGCUGAAAAUUGCACAGAGGAAAAAAAAAAAAGACAACUGCACUGACUUUCUUUAUAUCUUUUGAAUAUAAUUACUGUGAAAGUAUAAAAGCUGUGUUCUGGAAUGUUUCCCUUCACAGCAGAUAAAUAAGGUAGUGAAUUAAUUAUUCAUUCCAUUCCACUAUCAUGAAGGACUCCGGAUAGACUUGGCCAACUGAUGUUUACAAAACAGAAUUUUGUAUUUUAAUUUUACAGGUUUUACUACAUGAUUUUUCUAAAUUACUAGGUCAGAUUGUAAGUCAGUGCAACAACAAAGCUUCCUUUUUAAGAGAAAAUUGUUUCUAUCACUUUCCCAUUAACUGUGUGAAGAAUCAUGGACAGAACUUACACUACUUUUACCAUGUUUCAUCUUGGCAUAACAUGGUUAUUUUUUAAAUAGAAAUUUUCAUUUUUUGUAAAUUUUUAAAGACAACUUCAUUGAAGCGCAUCUCUGCGGUUCCUCAUUCACGUGAAUUUUGCAGCAAGCUGUCAACAUUCCAUAAACGAACAAACAUUAUACCUCUUCUGAUAGUUUUCUUAAGCAUAGAGAAAUUGCCAAUUUUUAAAAAUUGCGGUUUUCCAAACUUUUCUGCCAACCUCUGACUCUGAACUCCAUGCUGCUUUGGGCCAUAUACUUGACCUAGUUUGGUUUACCAGUGAUGGAAAAGUAUUUUGAUAUCAUUAACUUUUUCAAAAGAUGCAACUUUUUCUCUAUGCCUUUGCCAUGUUUUCUUCAGGAUCUCUUUCAACAGUGGAUGAGUAUUCACAUCACAUUAUGAUGGUGUUGUUGGAGUGGUCAUCCACUGAAGGCUCCUGAAGAGUGUUAUGAAUUACAGUGAACAGUGGUAUUGCCUGUCUGAUGCCCCUCGGUUAAGUCAUUGUCACUUAGCUUAAUAUUAUCAGUUUGAUACUCAUUUUCAGUUGUGGAAUUAGACGCACAAAUUCACAUUCCCAUCUUUCCCCUGUACCUCCUGAUAGAGUUUUUUCUUUUCCAUAGAAGAAUAUUUAAAGCGUUGUUUGGCAGAUAGAAACAUGUAUCUGUAGUUCAUGGGUUGUAUCCUGGCUCAGUGGAGUGGUAUUUAAUAUAUUAUUUUUGGUUUUCCUUCAGUGUCUUAUAUUAACAUUAGUUGUUUUGUUUAUUAAUCUCCUGUUGGUGUUUUAAUAAAUGAAAUAACCUUGCCUUUAGAUCCUUGCUGAUACCGACUGCUAGAUUUGGGUUUCAUCAGUGGAAUAGUUGGCUUGACGACACAUUUAGGCUUAUUCAUUGAAAUUUUGUACCAUUGUGGCUUUGAAAGAGGGUUUAUUUUGGGUGUGCAUAUUUAGAACUCCCUGAUUUGGGUGAAUUACAUGGGUAUAAAGAACAGAGGAACUGGUAUUUGCUGGUAAAUUCUUAAAUAGGCAAGGUGCCCAGUGAUCACACCAACCAGAGCACCCCUAUCUGCAUGAUUCUGAACAUCCUGAUGCCUGUUGUUUUGUGUAUAUUCUGUUUUUAAUAUAUUAACUUUUGUGGAUUCAUUUAAAGUCUGCUCAAAAGUAACACUGUCGAAACCACUAAAAUGUAUGUAAAAAAUUGUGCUGUAGACUAGAAUAAAAUUGUUACUUGGAUUUGUUC
Messenger RNA from Leptonychotes weddellii (Weddell seal), 2558 nucleotides. NCBI's taxonomy places the organism in Eukaryota, Metazoa, Chordata, Mammalia, Carnivora, Phocidae. The record is from RefSeq and is a predicted model, not a curated record.